This is a messenger RNA of Durusdinium trenchii, 487 nucleotides long. The record is from the annotation of a GenBank genome assembly. NCBI's taxonomy places the organism in Eukaryota, Dinophyceae, Suessiales, Symbiodiniaceae.
AGAUUCCGCACUUUACGGCUCAAGCAGAAGUGGGAGAAGGCGCAGGCGAGCAGACACGUGGGUGGGCCGGAAGGCAGUGUAGUCUAGUAGCCAUGGCUAUCAGCAACAAGAAGCUUCAGAAAAUCAUGACUCUUCCCAUCAACCAGAUCUUCAGAUAUUUGCAGAACAGGUCUCGUGUUCAGGUGUGGCUCCAUGAGCAAGCGGACCUGCGAAUUGAGGGCAGGAUUCUGGGCUUCGAUGAGUACAUGAAUCUAGUGAUUGAUGAUGCGGAGGAAAUCAUGGUGAAGAAGAAGACUCGCCGUGCGAUCGGCCGGAUCCUGUUGAAAGGAGACAACAUAUGUCUGAUGAUGAACACAGGUGCUUAGAUUGUGAAGGCAUCGGGAGAGCUAGGCGCUCUGAAGCCUUCUUCAUUUUGCGCGGCACCAGCUUCCGUGCGGUGAUUUUGCAGAUAUGGAGAUCCAAAUCAAUGCGCUGUGGAGAGGAUAAA